AUGCCCCACAACGACCGCGAGCUCUACGCCGCGAGCUGCAACCCCCCACGACGUGCAAAGCGGCUCCGCUCUGACUCGGCCGUCGCCGCUGACGUCCCUGCCCCUGUCUCGCCUCUCCUUGCCCUUGACAAGAAGCCAAGGAGGGACGCAGCGCAGUCGGUCGAGGAUAGCGACUACGACGAUCCCUCCCCUCCCACCCCGCCUCCGAAGCGCAGAGGUCGUAAACCUGGUCCCCUAUCCAGGGUCGCGCGCGAGGCACAACGCAAGAUUAACCACUCGCUUAUUGAGAAAGCCAGACGCACAAAAAUUAACGACGCCCUCGCCACACUCCGCCAACUCGUCCCGGCUGACUACAAACGCCAAGACGGCCCUGCUACGCCUGACGACGACGACGGGAGCGAGGAUGAGGAGGACGGUGGGGAUAAGACCGCGAUGAAGCAAAAGUCGCCGUCGAAAUCGAAGAGUGGCGAGAAGGAGUUCAAAUUGGAGAUUUUGGUGCGGACCGUGGCCUAUCUCCAGGAUCUCACAGACAAACUCAGGCUACUGGAGGAUGGAAAAUGUCACCAUUGUCAUCAGGCAGCUGCGGGUCAGAAGAGAAAGCGGGAUGACAAGUCGCACGAGGAAUGCAACGCUGCGGAGGUAGCGACUGGCGUAUAUACCCAGGAAGAAAGCUCUCGAGCUGUGCUCCGCGACAGCCCCAGGAAGGCUGCCCACCAGUCCACCCGCCUUCCAUCCAUUUCCACAUGGCUUCCCCACAAGACUCCCCUCCUCACUCCUUCCCAGUCCCCCUCCUUACAGCCUCUCUUAUCCGCUUCAUCUUACGCCAAACACCCCGUGCACCAGCUGCCCUCGCCGCCGACGUCAGGCACCUUCCACCCAGAGUCCAACGCCAAUUUCCAGGCUCCUCCCAUAUUGACGUUGCCCUCACCCGGCACGCAGACUCGCGCAUUCCACCCACCUCCCAAGUUCUCCAUGAAGGGUGUACCCUCGCGCGCAAAUGUGUCUCCACUUAUUUCUCCUGAAGACGAGUCUGCUGCGUCUCUUCUUCUGCAGAUGAGCGCGUCGCCCACGUCGUCUGUUGCCAAGCUCGGUCCUCCGUCGCCUUCACGCCACCAUGGGCAUAUGGCGCUGACACCGAGCAGUCUGUUGGGUCUCGGCGACGACACAUGA
This is a messenger RNA of Serpula lacrymans var. lacrymans S7.9, 1170 nucleotides long. RefSeq lists its product as uncharacterized. The record is from RefSeq and is a predicted model, not a curated record. The coding region runs from base 1 to 1170 and encodes 389 amino acids. Lineage: Eukaryota; Fungi; Basidiomycota; Agaricomycetes; Boletales; Serpulaceae. The transcript has a single exon. Gene Ontology annotation, molecular function: protein dimerization activity.